Messenger RNA from Pseudo-nitzschia multistriata, 2519 nucleotides. Lineage: Eukaryota; Bacillariophyta; Bacillariophyceae; Bacillariales; Bacillariaceae. The record is from the annotation of a GenBank genome assembly.
UACCAGUACGUACGACUACGAGUACGUACCGUAGCGUAGUGGGAAAGAUAGUUGGUUCGUGGUUUUUCAUUCGAGAARCUAGUCUAGUACUUCGUACGUACUACUUGUACUUCGGGUAAUCGUACCAAAAGUCAUUCUGUUUUUUCAAAUUUCUCCUUGGGCUUCGCUUCAUCCACGAGUUCAACAGUACRGUACCUACGGUACGGAACAGAACAACACCACGCCCGGUAGGUGCCGUACGAGCCGUACGUACCGCUAUGUACUCAUGCAUUUUGGGAAAAAGACCUUCAUGCUCACAUUCCAUUGCACCGAGUGCGUCGCCGAGAGCCCAUCCAAAGAAGURUACAACGGCAACAACGCCACUCGACACUCCAUCACGCCAUACAGCACAGCACCGCACCGCACCGCAAGAACUCCACAAAACCAGACCACAAGACUUUUAACGCUCUCCGAGAAAACCGCCAUGUCGUCGUCUUCCGGCUCCGGUCCCUACGGCACCGGGUCUUCCGCGAGCACGAACCGCGGCCGACUGGCCCGUCCCCCGCCCCGCAAAUCCACCGCUGCCGGUGGUGAGGCUGCUGGUGSAAGCACGGCAACGAGUGCGGCAUCGACCACUGCGUCGGGUCCGAGGAAAACCACCGCAGCAACAGCCGCUACCGCGGCGGCAAGAUCGAGGCGGGCCCGGGAGGCGUACGGUCGCACCAGCCGGGCCUCGGAYGGCAGUAGUACUGCUGCUAGCAGCAGCGUGGGCAGUACCGGUGUCUCCAGCAGCAGAGGCUCUGCGAGACGGAGCGGCGCUGCCGCUGUUGCAAAGGGAGCGACUGGCACGACGUCUUUGGCCRCCUCCGGUUCCUCGUCGUCGACAACCGGCACCGCAAAGGACCGCUCGGCCCGUCUGUCCGGUGCGGCCCGAAAAGCGCCGGUAGCGAGCCGCCCUGUGGGAUCGUACUACAGCUCCUCGCCGGCACCAAUGGCGGYGCCCACGGCAGAGGRAAACAAUCCGAACGGCAGUGGCAGUGGCAACAUCUACAGCAACAGCAACACCAGCGACGAGAACGAGAACGACGCCUGGGAAGACUGGGGAUCUCCGGCACCCAAACCCGCGGCCGAUAGCGCUGACCCAGCGAAAACCGCCGCCACCACAAACGACUGGUACUCGGCUCCCGUUACGACUUCCUCUCCCUACACGAGCACGGGAUUCGCAGCCAGCGAUCAAUCGCAGCAGCAAUCGCAAAACCACCAAAUACCGAUGCAACCGGGAAGUGGAUUCUACCAACCCAGCAGCGCCGUGCAGCAGCAACAACAACAACCGCUGCUAUCCGGUGCCAUGGAUGUGUCGGCACMKACGAUGUCCRCUGGUGGUGCCACUACCAGCGCGACCACGUCGGCCGGUGCCACACCGUCCUUCUCCAUGUUCAUGCCAUCGGCCUUUGCUCAGGCUCCGGGAGAGAACGCGGCCGCAAGCCACGGCAACGCCUAUGCGCCAUCGAUAGAAGACGAAGCCCCCCUCUUGGAAGAACUCGGCAUCAACGUCGAUCACAUCCUCCUCAAAAUGAAAACGGUCGUCCUUCCUUUUUCCCGCUUCGGGGGCAACCAGAUCGACCCGGCCGCCAUCUGCAAGGAAGCGGACCUGCCGGGGGCCAUCGCCCUGCUCUUCCUGCUGGGGGGKGAAAUGGUCCUCACGGGCAAGCUCCGCUUCGGAUACAUCUACGUCUAUGGCCUACUGGGCUGCAUCGCGAUGACGCUGGUGGCAAACCUCAUCAGCCCAACCGAGGCCAUUAGUUUCUGGACCGUGACGAGCAUCAUGGGAUACUCCCUYCUGCCGGUAAACAUCCUGGCGCUUGUCAAGAUUUUCGUUAUCAACCUCGUCCACCUCAACACGCUCGGAAACAUCCUGGGCGCCCUCACGGUGGCCUGGAGCACCAUGGCGAGCACGAGGCUCAUGGAGCURGGCUGCGGCCUGCGGGACCAGCGGUAUCUCAUCAUGUACCCCCUCCUCCUCUUUUAUUCGGCCUUUGUCCUUAUGACGAUAUUCUAGGUGCGGGAAUSAGAUCGGCGGACGAACGAAAGUGCGACCGUCCUAGGGACCGAGCCAACGGCACCGCAGACCUGCUGCCACAGCAGCUGCGGUCACCACGGACGAGUGACCGUGACCGUGCCAUCGCAGCAGCCGUGUCGCACGAAACGAAACGAUUUUUCCGCGCUUGCGUAACUUAUAACCUCAAAAGACCAACUACUUAUUGCCACAACAACAACAACAACGACCAUUGAUUUCUCCUCUGUUUCGCAGAGCCCGUGCACAACCUAUUAGCAGUAGCACUUAAGUACAAAAUAAACGAACGAAUCAAUCAAUAUCACGGCGCAUUCCUGUUUGACUCGCGAGGCUGAUAGGUUAAAGUAGAUGAGACCACAACACUACGUAUUGAAGUAAUUAGUACAGUACUGUACUACUAAUUCAAAAAUAUUGUWUUGUUGUUAUUUUGUGAUACCGUACGGAGAAAUAAGCAAUAAUAUUACAG